Pongo pygmaeus (Bornean orangutan) is the source of this 1779-nucleotide messenger RNA. It is a transcript of the gene ATP6V0D1, whose product is annotated as ATPase H+ transporting V0 subunit d1. Lineage: Eukaryota; Metazoa; Chordata; Mammalia; Primates; Hominidae. Gene Ontology annotation, biological process: proton transmembrane transport. Gene Ontology annotation, cellular component: proton-transporting V-type ATPase, V0 domain. The transcript is spliced from 8 exons. The record is from RefSeq and is a predicted model, not a curated record. Gene Ontology annotation, molecular function: proton-transporting ATPase activity, rotational mechanism. Bases 220 to 1275 code for a protein of 351 amino acids.
CACAGGGCCAUCCCGAGCCCACGCCUGCACCGCGCUUCCGCGCAGCCACCCGGAAGCCGGGUGCCGCUCAGAGCCUCGCCCCCUUGUGGUCACGUGAGGCGCUAGCGCGUCACCUGACGCACUUGACAGCCCGCUGAGGACGCAGCGUCAGCUGAUCUGGGAGUCGCGAUUCGUGCCGGCCGGUCCAGGUUCUCCGGUCCCGCCGCUCCCGCAGCAGCCAUGUCGUUCUUCCCGGAGCUUUACUUUAACGUGGACAAUGGCUACUUGGAGGGACUGGUGCGCGGCCUGAAGGCCGGGGUGCUCAGCCAGGCCGACUACCUCAACCUGGUGCAGUGCGAGACGCUCGAGGACUUGAAACUGCAUCUGCAGAGCACUGAUUAUGGUAACUUCCUGGCCAACGAGGCAUCACCUCUGACGGUGUCAGUCAUCGAUGACCGACUCAAGGAGAAGAUGGUGGUGGAGUUCCGCCACAUGAGGAACCAUGCCUAUGAGCCACUCGCCAGCUUCCUAGACUUCAUUACUUACAGUUACAUGAUCGACAACGUGAUCCUGCUCAUCACGGGCACACUGCACCAGCGCUCCAUCGCUGAGCUCGUGCCCAAGUGCCACCCACUAGGCAGCUUCGAGCAGAUGGAGGCCGUGAACAUUGCUCAGACACCUGCUGAGCUCUACAAUGCCAUUCUGGUGGACACGCCUCUUGCGGCUUUUUUCCAGGACUGCAUUUCAGAGCAGGACCUUGACGAGAUGAACAUCGAGAUCAUCCGCAACACCCUCUACAAGGCCUACCUGGAGUCCUUCUACAAGUUCUGCACUCUAUUGGGCGGGACUACGGCCGAUGCCAUGUGCCCCAUCCUGGAGUUUGAAGCAGACCGCCGCGCCUUCAUCAUCACCAUCAAUUCUUUCGGCACAGAGCUGUCCAAAGAGGACCGUGCCAAGCUCUUUCCACACUGUGGGCGGCUCUACCCUGAGGGCCUGGCGCAGCUGGCUCGGGCUGACGACUAUGAGCAGGUCAAGAACGUGGCCGAUUACUACCCGGAGUACAAACUUCUCUUCGAGGGUGCAGGUAGCAACCCUGGAGACAAGACGCUGGAGGACCGAUUCUUUGAGCACGAGGUAAAGCUGAACAAGUUGGCCUUCCUGAACCAGUUCCACUUUGGUGUCUUCUAUGCCUUUGUGAAGCUCAAGGAACAGGAGUGUCGCAACAUCGUGUGGAUCGCUGAAUGCAUCGCCCAGCGCCACCGCGCCAAAAUCGACAACUACAUCCCUAUCUUCUAGCGUCCUGGCCCAAGGCUCUCAAUUGCACUCUUUGUAUGUGUGUGUGUGUGUGUGUGUGUGUGUGUGUGUGUGUGGUCUGUGACAAGCCUGUGGCUCACCUGCCUGUCCGGGGUGUAGUACGCUGUCCUAGCGGCUGCCCAGUUCUCCUGACCCUCUUAGAGACUGUUCUUAGGCCUGAAAAGGGGCUGGGUACCCCCCCCCACCAAGGAUGGACCAAGACCCCCUCCAGAGCAAGGAGGCCCCCUCAGCCCUGUGGUUACAGCUGCUGAUGUGUCUAAGAAGCAUGUGGUCACUUUCAUGUUCCUCCCUAACUCCCUAACCUGAGAACCCUGGGGCCUGGGGGCAGUUUGAGCCUCCUCUCCCUUCUGUGGGUCGCUCCCAGAGCCAUGGCCCAUGGGAAGGAUAAAGUGUGUGUGUCCUUGGGGCCUGGGGGGAUGUUGCUCCUCAGCUCCCUCCCUCAGCCCUGCCCCUCUGAGACAAUAAAACUGCCCUCUCUAAGCCCAA